AUGGACCGCACCGCUGUCCCCGCAGCACCUCCCUCAAUUUCUAGGCACGGCCGUCACUCACGCCGUCGGGCGCCUGAAGACACCAAUCACGCUAAUCAAUCGGCUAUCCGAGCACACGGACGGGACGAUUCUGUCGCGCCCGCCUCCCCCGAAGUCAUCUCCUCCCUAAUAACCAGUCUAUCCGUGAUAUCGCGGCCAGCCAAUGCCCAUUUCGACCUCCCCCUCGACCUCCUACAAGCCUCCUCACCCGCCAGCCCCAAAUCGCCAACCGGACAUCGGAACGGUUCCUUCGGUGUCACCUACGGAGCACCCAACCAACCUACCCUCGCCGACUUGCGAGAGGAAGACGCCGCCUUCGACGACCUUGCGGCCCUCCCCCCGACCAUCAAGACUGCGAAACCUCCGAGCGGGUUCUCUCCCCUGACAGCGCCCAAGUCGCCCGAACGACGCGAGAGUGGUGGAUUGCGGAGCUUUCUCAGUGGGAGGUCCUCCUCGCGCCCGUCGUCGAGAGGCUCAUGCGCAUCCAAGGAUGCUGAUGUCCGCAGCAUCGGCAAUCUUUCUGUCGAGCGCGGAUUGUCUCCCGUCUCGUCUCCAGAAGUAAAGAGAAAGCGGUCAUACGAUAGCUGGGGCAAAAAGUCUACAGUCCGAUCUCAAAAGGGAUUGAUGUAUAUGAGCUCCAAAGAGCGAUUGAGAGAUAACGAGGACAGGAAAAGAGCAGCCUCGGGAACCGGGGGAAGUACCAGCGACGGGCUGGAUGCGAGCGCCAUGGCACGUACGACAAGCCCACGAAUCGGUCCAUUCCUAGCGGGAACGUCCAUCACGGAAGAGCCAGCCUGGAGCAUCGACGACCCACUCUCGAAACCAAAAACUGGCGCGGAUGGGUCUACUUCGCCCACGCGUCGAUCGAUACCCCUUAGAGACUCGAGUCUGCAGAAGACAGGCUCAAAUGCGAAGCGGUCGUCAGUGCGGAACAGCCGGUCAUCGAAACGCGACAGCGAUCAUGGAGCGAUUCCGGAAGAGGACUACUUCGGCAGACCUGACAAGGGGAAGGGAAAGAGUACAGAUAUACCGCAACAGAGGAACAGCUUCCGGAAAGACCGCGCGAGCUCCAGGGAACCAAGACCAAGUAGGAGAGAUCCGGGACCAGAGGGAUUUCUAGACCCUUCACGGGCGGCAAAGGCCAAGGGGAGCCAGUUUAUGGAUCACUAUGUCACAGACACCGAAGUCGAUAUCGACGACGGGGCUCCGUCUCCCAAUAUUGCGCAAGGAAAAAGACGAGAUCGGGAGGUCAGCAGCGAUCGGACUAGUCGCAGACGAUCUGGUCGGAGCACACCAGAACUGCGCGUAAAACGGAGCAGCUCAAGAUUGAAGCGAUUGUCCGGUCCUUUGUCGCCACGACCAGAUGACAAGCCCCGAGAUUCAAAUGGCGAAUCAGCGGCAGUAUCCUACGAGCGGCCACCUUCGGCGGACAGCAUUGAUGACUCAGUUGAGGCGUACUUGCGCUCGCCGCGUCUGAGCCAGAAGAUCCGCCAUCCGCAAACAGGCCGGGUGAUUAGCUUCAGCGAAGUUGGGGAUUCUGAGGGCAGCGCAGUGUUCUGCUGUGUCGGCAUGGGCUUGACCAGGUACAUCACGGCGUUCUACGAUGAGCUCGCGGUAACUCUGAAGCUGCGUUUGAUCACCCCUGACCGGCCUGGUGUUGGGGACAGCGAGGCGUACGCAGACGGGAAUGCUACGCCUCUGGGCUGGCCUGAUGAUGUGUACGCAAUAUGCCAAGCCCUCCGAAUCACCAAAUUCUCCAUUCUCGCACACUCUGCGGGUGCGAUCUAUGCGCUGGCGACAGCUCUUCGAAUGCCCCAACACAUCCGGGGCCGGAUACACUUACUGGCACCAUGGAUUCCCCCAUCGCAGAUGUCAGUCUUCGGCGCUUCCGCCCAAACGCCUUUACCGCCUACCAAUGCUAUACCCACGUCUCAGAGGAUAUUGCGAGCGCUGCCAACACCGAUUCUCAAGGCAGCGAAUUCCAGUUUCAUGACAGCGACAAGCAGUAGUAUCACGAGCAGUCUUCCCAGACAGAAGCGAGCGAAACGAAAGCCGAGCGGUAAUAAUAAGGACACGUCGGCAUCAAGAGCCAGCGAUCGGCCGAUGCUUGACAAGGAAAAUCACAACGGCGGGAAAUUAUCAGGUGACCAUCCCAUGCUAACCCGGGAGAUGUUUGCCUCCGAGGAAAUGGACCAGAUCCGCCCACAAGGAGCCAGUCCAACCGGAAACCUAUCGCCAAUCGCGGCUGCUGCGGCAAACGACACGUUUGGCGGAAUCGGCUCCGGGAUUGGAGGCAGCAGCGGGAAAGGCCAUCGCAACAGCAAACAGGAUGCCGUCAUUGCAGCCGCUGAGUCCGCGAUGGCAGAUAAAGAGAGGCAGGAGACCUACGAUUCGCGCCUCACGCAGGCCAUCUGGGAGCUUGCGACCACGGGCGCCAACCCCGCUGUGGAUCUGCUAGUCUGUCUGGAGCGCCGACAUACCAUCGGCUUCCGUUACGUCGACAUCACGAGGCCGGUGGUGAUCCACCAUGGCAGUCGGGACACGCGCGUGCCCGUCGAAAACGUCAAGUGGCUGGGCAAGACGAUGAAGCGGUGCGAAGUGCGGGUCCUCGAGGGCGAGGGUCACGGGCUCAUGGCGUCUGCGGGAUGCAUGGGCGGGAUCCUUAUGGAGAUCUCCAAGGAGUGGGAGGACUGGAUGAGGGUCACCGGGGCCACAGCACGCAAGGAAGAGAAGAAAAAGGCCGUGGUGAGGUGA
Messenger RNA from Diaporthe amygdali, 2793 nucleotides. RefSeq lists its product as uncharacterized. The transcript is spliced from 3 exons. The record is from RefSeq and is a predicted model, not a curated record. Lineage: Eukaryota; Fungi; Ascomycota; Sordariomycetes; Diaporthales; Diaporthaceae. The coding region runs from base 1 to 2793 and encodes 930 amino acids.